This is a messenger RNA of Acaulospora morrowiae, 600 nucleotides long. Lineage: Eukaryota; Fungi; Glomeromycota; Glomeromycetes; Diversisporales; Acaulosporaceae. The record is from the annotation of a GenBank genome assembly.
AUGUUUGUAACGAGAAUUGCUCGAAAUGCGGGUGCAUUAUCUUCCUCACAGAGGGUUUUUAAUGUCAAAUAUUUUUAUUCUACAAGUACUGGACCGGCUGAACGAAAGAAUAAAUUUCAGCUUACAAAAGAUGGCAAGCUCACAUGGAACGAUUACUUUGCGUUGAGGCGUCGACGGAAGGUGACCGAACGCAUUGUAACAUACCCUUUGGCGUUCGGUGGCUUUAGUGCAAGCCUUGUGUACGUUGCCACCAGAGAAUUUGAUCCAACCCCGAUAUUCGGUCAGGAACCUUUCCUCAUAUACAGUAUUGGCACCGUUUUCUGUGGCAUUACCGGCUUACUAAUCGGACCUGUCGUCGGAAGCUCACUUUGGAGAUUAUUUCAUAGGGAAGAGGUGAGAUUGAUGGAACAGCGUGACCGUGAAUUCUAUGAACAUGUAAAGAAGAAUAGAGCGGAUCCGGCAUUACACUCGCUUCGAAAUCCAGCACCGGACUAUUACGGCGAGAAGGUCAAGUCCGUGGAAGAUUAUCGUAAAUGGCUCAGGAAGCAGAGAGAGAUCGUAAGGAAAGGAACGUUUCACCUUGGCGAAGACUCUACAUGA